This is a messenger RNA of Hemibagrus wyckioides, 3097 nucleotides long. It is a transcript of the gene kcnh1a, whose product is annotated as potassium voltage-gated channel, subfamily H (eag-related), member 1a. Gene Ontology annotation, biological process: potassium ion transmembrane transport; regulation of membrane potential. Gene Ontology annotation, cellular component: membrane. Bases 144 to 3092 code for a protein of 982 amino acids. The transcript is spliced from 13 exons. Gene Ontology annotation, molecular function: delayed rectifier potassium channel activity. Lineage: Eukaryota; Metazoa; Chordata; Actinopteri; Siluriformes; Bagridae. The record is from RefSeq and is a predicted model, not a curated record.
CACACACACGGACGCACGCACGCACACACACACACGCACACACAGCCGCAGGUGCCGUGAGGAAUGUAGUAGAGGCAGGUGCGCGCGGACUGAAGAACGGAACCGGAGCAGAGAAGAAAUAAGCAGAGUGGAGAGCCGCGGCGAUGGCCGGUGGCCGGCGGGGGCUCGUGGCCCCUCAAAACACUUUUCUGGAGAAUAUAGUGAGGAGAUCAAAUGUUUGGACAUUAACACAUAGACAGACAGAUACGAACUUUGUGCUGGGAAAUGCUCAGAUCGUGGACUGGCCCAUCGUCUACAGUAAUGAUGGGUUCUGUAAGCUCUCAGGAUAUCAUCGUGCUGAGGUCAUGCAGAAGAGCAGUACCUGCAGUUUUAUGUACGGUGAGCUCACAGACAGAGAAACCAUGGAGAAGGUCCGACUGACAUUCGAGAACUACGAGAUGAACUCAUUCGAGAUCCUAAUGUACAAAAAGAAUAGAACACCAGUGUGGUUCUUUGUGAAAAUUGCUCCCAUACGGAAUGAACAGGAGAAGGUGGUACUUUUCCUUUGCACAUUUAAUGACAUCACAGCCUUUAAACAGCCAAUUGAAGAUGAGUCCUGUAAAGGUUGGGGUAAAUUUGCACGUCUGACCAGAGCUCUGACCAGCAGUCGAGGUGUCCUGCAGCAGCUCCAGCCCACUGUCCACAAAGGAGAAAAUGUGCAUAAACAUUCCCGUCUGACCGAGGUAUUGCAGCUCGGCUCAGAAAUCCUGCCUCAGUAUAAACAGGAGACUCCAAAGACGCCACCGCACAUCAUCCUACACUACUGCGCCUUCAAGACCACAUGGGACUGGGUCAUCCUCAUCCUCACCUUCUACACAGCCAUCAUGGUUCCCUACAAUGUCUCAUUCAAGACUAAGCAGAAUAACGUGGCAUGGUUGGUGGUGGACAGUGUAGUGGAUGUCAUCUUCCUGGUAGACAUAGUCCUCAACUUCCACACUACAUUUGUGGGGCCAGCUGGUGAGGUCAUCUCUGACCCCAAGCUGAUUCGCAUGAACUACCUGAAGACAUGGUUCGUCAUUGACCUGCUGUCCUGCCUCCCAUAUGACGUCAUCAAUGCCUUUGAAAAUGUUGAUGAGGAACAAAUGAAGAACUGGGACCAUCACGAUGUCACUCAAGGUAUCAGCAGUUUGUUCAGUUCAUUGAAGGUGGUCCGUCUGCUGCGUCUGGGCCGAGUUGCACGUAAACUGGAUCAUUAUAUUGAAUAUGGUGCUGCUGUGCUGGUACUGUUGGUGUGUGUGUUUGGUCUCGCUGCACACUGGCUCGCAUGCAUCUGGUACAGUAUCGGAGACUAUGAGGUCAUCAAUGAGGAGACAAACGUGGCACGUAAGGACAGCUGGCUGUACAUGCUGGGCGAGACGGCAGGCACACCGUACCGCUUUAAUGCCACGGGCACGGGUAGAUGGGAGGGUGGCCCCAGCAAGGACUCCGUCUACAUUACUUCACUAUACUUCACCAUGACCAGUCUCACCAGCAUUGGCUUUGGCAACAUUGCACCCACCACCGAUGGAGAGAAGAUCUUCGCAGUGGCGAUGAUGAUGAUUGGAUCUCUCCUCUAUGCCACCAUAUUUGGUAACGUGACCACGAUCUUCCAGCAGAUGUACGCUAACACUAACCGUUAUCAUGAGAUGCUGAACAGCGUGCGAGAUUUCCUUAAACUCUACCAGGUCCCUAAAGGCCUGAGUGAGAGAGUGAUGGACUACAUCGCGUCCACCUGGUCCAUGUCCAGGGGCAUUGACACCGACAAGGUCCUGCAGAUCUGUCCUAAAGACAUGCGAGCUGAUAUCUGUGUGCACCUGAACAGGAAAGUGUUUAAGGAACAUCCUGCUUUCCGACUGGCCAGUGACGGCUGUCUGCGUGCGCUGGCCAUGGAGUUCCAGACCGUCCACUGUGCGCCGGGGGACCUGAUUUACCACGCAGGGGAGAGCGUCGACACACUGUGCUUCGUCGUCUCUGGGUCACUCGAGGUCAUCCAGGAUGAUGAGGUUGUCGCCAUACUGGGAAAAGGUGAUGUGUUUGGAGAUGUGUUCUGGAAGGAAGCGUCGUUAGCGCAGUCAUGUGCUAAUGUUCGAGCGCUAACAUACUGUGACCUGCAUGUGAUUAAACGUGACGCUCUUCAGAAAGUUCUGGAGUUUUACACACCGUUCUCCAACCACUUCUCACGCAACCUGCUGCUGACCUACAACCUCCGCAAACGAAUUGUGUUCAGGAAGAUCAGUGAUGUGAAGCGUGAGGAAGAGGAGCGGCUAAAGAGGAAGAAUGAGGCGCCUCUUGACCUACCUCCUGACCAUCCAGUGCGACGUUUGUUCCAGAGAUUCCGACAGCAGAAAGAGGCCCGAAUGGCUGCGGAACGGACCGUCCGUGAUGAGCUGGAUGUUGAGAAGGGCCAGGCCCACAGUGACAUCAUCAUGCCUGACCCUGUGGCCACCACCAGCAUUGUAACGGUCACCAAGAGCCCGGCCACACCCACUCCAUCAAAUUCAAGGCCUGGUCAUGAGCGGAAUGCCGCGGAUCGGGAAAAACUGCAAGCACCUAAUGCUCUUGGAAUUUUCCGGGCAUCUGAGUGCCGUGGUACUCGGGGUUGGGCACGCUUCAGGGAGAUCAGGGCUAAACCAGAAGGCUGGGCCAAUGUAGCUAAAGCCGAAUCGAUGGAAACUCUUCCUGAACGCGGCUGCAAAUCAGCUGAACCCGGGAAUCUGAAAAAGACAGACUCUUGUGACAGCGGCUUUACCAAAAGUGACCUCAGGCUGGAUGAAGGGGGCAGAACUAAAACGCCUACAGACCGUAGUCCGGUCAGUCAACUGGACAAAAAGCCGCCGCCCAUCGUCCCGCCCAUCCCUGAAUAUACACUUCACAGUGCAUUGCUUGAUCUGCGUGCUGAGCUCAGGGCCGAGCUAACGUCGCUCGGGAACCGCAUUAGCACACUGGAGUCACAGUUAGCUGAAGUGCUGCAGCUGCUCCGGGCCAGAAAUGCUUCAACAACACACACUCCUCCGUUAUUCCACAUUUCACGUCCAGCAUCACACGACUCGGACACAGAGGACAUCUUCUGCUAACCGAA